Molecule: messenger RNA, 438 nt
Organism: Echinostoma caproni
Lineage: Eukaryota; Metazoa; Platyhelminthes; Trematoda; Plagiorchiida; Echinostomatidae
Source: the annotation of a GenBank genome assembly
AUGCAAUCGGUCAACUGCUUGGCUGCAGAAGACUCAAAUUUAAUGCAUCAGUUAAUGCGAAUGUACGAUGCAGAAUAUACAGACGCCCGGUUAUUAGAUCAAGGCAUUUCCGUAGACGACACAGAGGCUAUCGCUAUUGUAGAGUCCGGUACAAUGUCUGUCGGUGGGCACUUCGUGGUCCCUCUGUCAUGGAAGAAGGGUGUCAAUACCGAUAUGGGAAACUAUGCGUCAGCGCUCUCGAGGCUAAACAGCCUGGAGCGGCGCUUAAUUAAUGACGAGUCGCUACGGUUCCGCUACACACAAACGAUGAAGAUGACUAUAGAGAAGGGAAAUGCCGUGCCAGUCCCAGGGGAACAGUUACAAUGCGACUUUCAUCCGCGUUGGUACCUGCCUCAUCAUGCGCUAUUAAAACCAAAAUGCCGGAAAAGCUGCGUAUAG